CCUCUGGCGCCGGGCGCCGACGCAAGGCGGCGCGGAUUUGAAUUUGGAGCCUCGUUCCCCAGCGCGGAACUUAGAGCGAGGAGUUGGCGUUCGAAUUCGCUCCGCCGCCUCGACGCCAUUGGCUGGUUCGCGGACGGCGGUGAGACGCCAUUGGCCUGUCGCCUCGCCCCGCCCCGCGCCCUGGUUGGCCGGAGACCGCGCGGAGGGAGUUAAAGAGUCGGCGCCUGCGGUGGGCUCUGCAGGCCAUGCUCGCACUUCCACGUCCCCCGCGGGUGUAGGCACGUCCUGCGUGGGCCCCGGGACUCGACCUCUCCCUGGAGGAGCUGGACGCCCCUGCUUUCCCGGCGCCAGACGAGACGAGCCUGCCCGCUCGCCGAGACGUGAAGAAGGGGAGCAGGGAGAGGGGCACCUGGAAACUGAAUGGUCGCUGGAAGUGACGUCUCUGCUCUUCGAGAGGGAGUCGGCUCAACUUCGCACUUCCAAAAUUUGCUUGCUGGGCUAUGGGAGAUGUGAGCGAAUUAAAAAUGCAAAUAACACCGGAAACUCCAGGAAGGAUCCCUGUUUUAAAUCCCUUUGAAAGUCCUAGUGAUUAUUCUAAUCUCCAUAAACAAACCCUUGCCAGUCCUUCUGUCUUUAAAUCCACAAAACUACAAACUCCAGGGGAAUUUAGGUGGUCUAUCGAUCAGAUGGCUAUAAUGAAUCCUGUAGACAUAGACCCGGAGGAGAUUCAUCGUCAGGCCUCCUACUUAAGUCAUUCUCGAACAGAUAAAGAUGUGGAAGACAAAAGACAAAAGGCCAUUGAAGAGUUUUUCACUAAAGAUGUCAUCGUACCCUCUCCCUGGACUGAGCAUGAUGGGAAGCAGGCUUUAGAGCUUCAUCCGAGUAAAUGUCUUAAUAGCAACAGUGACUCUCCGAAACUGAUGCUUCCCUCUGAGAAAUGCAAUGCUGCUUGUCAGACUCUGCUGUCUCUUCCCGUGGAUUUUAAUUUGGAAGCCGUAUUGGGAGACUAUUUUAGAGCUGAUGACUCGACGGACCAAUCUCCUGGGAACCUCAGUUCCUCGUCUCUAAGAAGGAAGCUCUUUCUGGAUGUGAAUGGGAGCAUCUCUGACUCCUUGCCUUCAGCUUCUCCUGGAAGUCCUCCUAGCAGCACUGGAGAAUCUCUUGAGGGACAGUUUUCUUCUAGCCCCAUUCAAAAUAGUGCAAGAAAAUACAGUUUAGGAAGCAUAACUAGCCCACCGGCUAUGUCUUUACCCACUUUCUCACCCAUUGCACUUCAAGUAGGGAAGACACCACUCUCAGAACAGAGGAAGUUUACAUUCCAUUCUCCUGAAUCUCCAUAUGGAACAAGUUCUACUGGGAUCACUAAUCCAAGCAUCAGGAGUCCCUACAUAGAUGGCUGCUCACCGAUUCGAAACUGGUCUCCUGGGAGACUCAGAGGCGGUCCUCAGUACUUGUCCUCACUGAUUCGGAUCCCUUUUACCCUUGAGACUCCAGGUGAAGAUGAAGACGACCACGUUCCCUCCGCAGCUGUCUCUCCACCAGGCACAAAUGCAGCGGUAUCCCUUCAGCAGCUGGACUGUGAGACUUCGCCAUGUGGCGAGUCUUUAGUUGUCACGGCCAUGUCUGUCACACAGAGUCAGUCCAGUGCCUCUGAGAAAGAGCUGGCGCUGUUGGAGGAUGUUGAAAGCAAGAGGGAAAAUGACACUGUGGAUAUGUUCGAUCCUAUAGACACAGUAGAUGAGAGCACUUGGAUAAAGGAGCCAGUGGAUAAUGGGAAUUUACCCAUGACCGAUUUUGUGAGUGGGAUUGCCUUCAGUAUUGAAAACUCUCAUAUGUGCAUGUCACCUCUUGCAGAAAGCAGUAUUCUUCCCUGUGAAAACAGUACUAUCCAGAUGGACAGUGGCUACAACACGCAGACUUGUGGAAGCAAUAUCACUGAUAUUGCUGGGACAGAGAGCUACUGCAGAGAAAGUGUCACACAGUCCUUUGAGGUGGAAAUGAAAUCUCAAGUCUGUAAUAUAAAGCAAGACCACACAGUGCAGAAGUGCUGGAUGAAAACUGCGAUUGCAUCUCAGUGCAACAGCCCAUAGAGUCCCAGGACCAAAGAUCACCGCUCAGUAGCCCUGGGUGUUUUCAUACACAUGGCUUACCAUGAUGGUGACUGGGGCAACGGCUUCAUUACAGCUAGCUCCCUCCAUAAUGUGAAAACUCAGUCCGCAAAGGACAUUAGUGACAGGAUCAGAAGCUCCAUGUUACUAAGUUACAAGCUUAUUUUUUAACCAAUAAAUAUUUUUGUAUUUGCUUUGAGUGGUUUGUUUAACAAAAAAUUAUGACAGCUGAUAGUUUUCUCCUGUCCUACAGGGUCACUGAACCACUUGUUAAGACUUUGAAUGAUAGUCCUGAAUUAAGCAAAUCUUAGAACAUGAUAAAAAUGUUAAAACCGAAUGCACUAUGUAUUUUUACAUGAAAACUGUGUGACAGAAAUCUUCAAAUAUAAAACUUACUGAAGAGGUAAAAAGGAAACAAAAUGGACUCCCUAAAACUUCAUUUCAGUGGGGAAAUGACUUAGUUUUUGGUCUAACCCUCUAGCUAAUACUCUGGCGAGUGUAAAUGCUAGCAGUGUGCUGGCUGGGCACCGACUGCAAACUGCCAUCCGUGGGGUGAGUGUAUGACGCCACAGUGCAGUACUACCAAUCCUAGGGCGUCCGUCAGCGCAGUCGUGGCUAGGGGGAUGGACAGAGCAUGGGAGAACCAGAAUCAUCAGGAAACAGUGGAAUUAACUCCUUUUUGGCUUAGAACCAUGAAGAAACAAUUGGGAAAAUAAGCUAAAUACAUUUUUUAAAAUCUGUAUAAUGUGUUUGGAAAUAUCAAAGACUGUAUUUUUGUAUUUACUUAUUUUGUAAAAACUGAUAUACUCAAAACGAUUCGUCAUUAGUCCUAGAAAAUAAAGAUGUAAUUAUCAUGUCA
Mesocricetus auratus (golden hamster) is the source of this 2967-nucleotide messenger RNA. It is a transcript of the gene Bora, whose product is annotated as BORA aurora kinase A activator. The record is from RefSeq and is a predicted model, not a curated record. Gene Ontology annotation, biological process: regulation of mitotic spindle organization; activation of protein kinase activity; regulation of mitotic nuclear division. Gene Ontology annotation, molecular function: protein kinase binding. Gene Ontology annotation, cellular component: nucleus; cytoplasm. The transcript is spliced from 12 exons. The coding region runs from base 501 to 2090 and encodes 529 amino acids. NCBI's taxonomy places the organism in Eukaryota, Metazoa, Chordata, Mammalia, Rodentia, Cricetidae.